Molecule: messenger RNA, 1723 nt
Organism: Betta splendens (Siamese fighting fish)
Lineage: Eukaryota; Metazoa; Chordata; Actinopteri; Anabantiformes; Osphronemidae
Gene: mturn
Product: maturin, neural progenitor differentiation regulator homolog (Xenopus)
Exons: 3
Coding region: 261-650 (129 amino acids)
Biological process (GO): regulation of signaling; positive regulation of megakaryocyte differentiation
Cellular component (GO): cytoplasm
Source: RefSeq, a predicted model, not a curated record
GGGGAGGAAGAUAGGAAUGGGGCUUUGAGAGCGGAUGAACGCCAGACCCGGUAGGCUCUAUGCACCAACAGUGUCAUCCGCGCUCCCGGGCCAUGCAGACGACGCUCUAGAGGAGAUGCGAUAGUGGAGGCUGCUGAUGCUGCUGCUGCCGCUGCGGUCCGAUCAGAUGUUAUUUGUGUCUUGAGCAUCAUCACCGUGACGGACAGAGAGAUCGACAUCGAGCUACGGAGCCAGGGACAGCGCAGACCGGAGAACAGAGGAUGGAGUUCAAGCAUCUGGUGGAGGCGGCGGAGAAAUGGUGCUCCGGUAACCCGUUCGACCUCAUCUUCGCCGAGGAGGACGACGAGCGGCGGCUGGACUUUUACGCGGAGCCCGGAGUCUCCUUCUACGUGCUGUGUCCCGGCGGCACCGACAGUUUCCAUGUGUGGAGCGAGAGUGAGGACUGCCUUCCCUUCCUACAGCUGGCCCAGGACUACAUCUCCUCCUGUGGGAAGAAGACUCUGCUGGAGGUGCUGGAGAAGGUCUUCACCUCCUUCAGGCCUCUGCUGGGUCUCCCGGACAUAGAGGACGACAGUUUCGAGCAUUACCACGCCGACAUGGAGGGAGAACCGGGGCCCGACCACCAGCAGAUGGGGGUCAGCCAGCAGUGAUGAACCCUCAGAGGGAGGCCUGCAGCUGGAGUGGAGCUGCUGUGACGCCCCAGGCCUCACGUCAUCAGCCCGCGCACACCAACACCACACUUUGGUUCAAACACACACACACACACACACACACACACACAUACACACACAUACACACACAUACAGACAACUUGCUAAAAAAUGCACCACCAUGUUCUUGAAUGUCUCAGUGGCUUUGCUUCCCAAAGAGUGCACACUGUUGCACUUUGUUGACCUCCCCCCGUAAUAAACACCUACACACACACACACACACACACACACACACACACACACACACACACACACACACACACACACACUGGGGCUACAUGAGCGGCAGCCGUGUACAAUGCAACUAUCAUAAUCAUCCACCAUCUGGUUAGUUGAAGUUCCACAGCACAGCAAUAUUCCAUCCGCCUCGGCCGGCUUCGUUAUGCAGAAACGCCGCCGGGCGCCACCGCGACGCGCUCCCCCCGCGGGCUGUGGAGAGGAGCGCGGCGCGGCAGGCGAACGGGCGAGGAGCGGCAGCGGGACGGAGAUGCAGAUGCGCGAGCCGUGCCGCAGCCUUGGGCCCCUCCCGGUUUGGGUGACUCACCCCCUUUAGCUCCUCCGUCCUCAAGUCUUCCUGGUUGUUGGUGGUUCACAGCUCGCCCCCCUUUUUGCCCCUCAGCACAAUCUUUGCCAAAAACCUCGUUUGUGCAUGUUGCUUUCAACCGGCUUCUCGACCCAUGCGUUUAGUAAGUGCACAGGCCGCCCCCCCCCCUCCUCCGGGCGAUGGGACGGGGAGGAGACCCUAUCUGUCCGCUCCCCUCUGCCUGCCCCUGUUAGAAGUCUGAUCUAAUGGUGUGUUGUUGUAUGUCACAUCCAGUGCACUGCGAUGCUUCAGCCCCCUCCCACCAUCAUCAUCAACCACAUGCAAGACUGUUUGAGGUGGACCUUUACUUUGGCUUAUGGUAACCGUUUUGUCUUUUUAUCGCCUCUUUGAAUGUUUCUCAUGCAGUGUAUCUUCCGUUCGACCUCCAACGUGUGUGAAAUUGUUCAAUAAACCGUGUGAACUGACUGUU